Molecule: messenger RNA, 2123 nt
Organism: Candoia aspera
Lineage: Eukaryota; Metazoa; Chordata; Lepidosauria; Squamata; Candoiidae
Gene: SPHK1
Product: sphingosine kinase 1
Exons: 5
Coding region: 19-1608 (529 amino acids)
Biological process (GO): negative regulation of apoptotic process; phosphorylation; cellular response to growth factor stimulus
Cellular component (GO): cytoplasm; membrane; intracellular membrane-bounded organelle
Source: RefSeq, a predicted model, not a curated record
CCCAGCUCCGCUCCGGCGAUGGAAGGAGGCUCGAGCGAGGGGGCCGCCGAGGAAGUUUUGCUCUCGGGCGUCUUUCGCCUCGCCCCGUCUCUGAAGGUGACCUGCGCCCUGAGCCUGACCAGCGGCGCGGAGCUGCUGGUGCGCCGGCUGGACUCGGAUGCCCGGAGCAGCCGCAGCGCGGUCGGCGCGCUGAGCCUCUCCAGUUGCGUGGGCUGCACCGCUUUCCAGAGCAAGGGGACCCCGCAGCCGGCAGCCGCCUACUUCACCGUCUUCUGCUACCCUCUCAAGAAGGGCUGGUGGUACCCCGGGCAAUCCCGGUGGAGAGUAGCGAAGACCUUUUGCGUCGUGGCGUCGCAGGACGCCGAAGAGAACCGGCACGUUGCCGAGACCUGGGCGAGGACCAUCCGGGAGCGCUCGGCCCCCCACCUGGAAGGAGGCAUACAUGGGUUACUUCCUCAGCCAUGCCGGGUGAUGGUGCUGCUGAACCCACGGAGUGGAGCAGGACGGGCUCUGCAUUUAUUCACAUCUCGAGUUCAGCCAAUGCUGACAGAAGCCAACAUAGGAUUCCAUAUGUUUGUCACUGAGAAGCACAACCAUGCUUGGGAACUGGCAAGGGAGGAGGACAUGUCCAAAUGGGAUGCUGUGGUCAUUAUGUCUGGAGAUGGUUUGCUCCAUGAGGUGAUCAAUGGCCUGAUGGAGCGUCCUGACUGGAAGACCGCUAUCCAGAAGCCUCUCUGCAUUCUUCCAGGAGGCUCUGGGAAUGCUUUAGCUGCUUCACUCAAUCACUAUGCUGGCCAAGGUCAUUUUGCAAAGGAAGAACUGUUGAUGAACUGCACUUACUUCUUAUGCAAAGGCCUGCAUGCUCCCAUGGACCUUGUCUCCCUCCACACGGCCUCGGGCAAACGUCUGUUCUCCUUCCUUAGCUUUGGCUGGGGUUUUGUCUCUGAUGUGGACAUUACCAGUGAGAGGUACCGUAAAUUGGGUAGUGCCCGCUUUACAGUGGGCACAUUCCAACUCCUCACCUCACUCCAAGUUUACAAGGGCCGCCUCUCCUACCUGCCAGCUGAAGCACAAAGCCCUGCCUCAAGUUCCGUCAAUACCUGCUCUUCAGCUCAGCAUCCUCACCAGGUCUCCACUGCUAAUGGGAAGUCUCCGGUCCACAUCCUCCCUCCACCUGCGUCUUCCCUCCCAAAGGAGGGCUGUGUGCUGGAAGACUCCUUGUUGGUACCCUUUGAGCAACCAGUUCCCAAGCACUGGACUGUCGCCCCUGACGAGGAGUUUGUCUCUAUACUUGGCAUCCAUCAAUCCCACCUGGGAACCGACCUUAUUUUGGCUCCCGCAGCCAAGCUGUUUGAUGAUGCCAUCCAUCUCUUCUACGUAACUGCCGGAGUUUCCCGGAUGGGAAUGGUCAAGUUCUUCAUGGCCAUGGACAAAGCGAAUCACUUGGCUCUUAACAACCCUCAUCUCCACUAUGUGCCUGUGAAAGCCUUUCGGCUGGAGCCCCUAGAGCCCAAGGGCUUUAUGACAGUAGAUGGUGAAGUGUUGACAUGUGAGCCAGUGCAAGGACAAAUUCACAACCAGCUAGCCCGUAUUAUUAGUGGUUCCUGAGCGAGGAUCAGGAAGGAACACUGACGGUGCUAGAAAGGCACUAUGGAAAGUUGUGAAGGGAUCUCCAAAUGCUGCACCUAUUCAAGAUACCAUCAACACUGUUGACAGUGAUAAUUCUCAGGUAGAGCUUGUCUUUCUGUGCAACUUUUAAUCGCAAUGCAAAUAGCGAGGGAGCUUGUCUUGGGUAGCAGAUGACAUUCCUUCAGCUGCUGAGCAGUGAAAGAGGCAGCUUUAGGGUCUUCUUGCUCUGCAUUGGUCUAGCAGAAGGAAAGGAUGUCUUCAAACUAAACCAAAGCCAGUUCCCUCACCCUUCUUUCAAAAUCAAACCCUGCUGCAGAAAACCUUUCAUCCUAAUGCAGUGGCUGUCUGGAUAAAAAUGGCUCAAUCCUAUGCCACUUUGAGGACCAAUUUUAAUAUUUUGUAAGGACUAUAAAACACAUACAUGCCUAAAGUUGUAUGUGGUUGCUUAUAUUCCUAUGGAGAAUGAAAUAAAAGAUUUUGAAGAGAAAAAGUAA